Messenger RNA from Lactuca virosa, 432 nucleotides. The record is from the annotation of a GenBank genome assembly. NCBI's taxonomy places the organism in Eukaryota, Viridiplantae, Streptophyta, Magnoliopsida, Asterales, Asteraceae.
AUGGGGAAAGGAGGAGCCCUAAGCGAAGGCGUAUUAAAGAAGAUCAUCCUGUCAUACACCUACGUCGCAAUAUGGAUCUCUCUCAGCUUCACAGUCAUCGUCUACAACAAAUACAUCCUCGAUCGGAAGAUGUACGAUUGGCCUUACCCAAUCUCACUAACCAUGAUCCACAUGGGUUUCUGUUCUUCAUUAGCAUACAUCCUCGUCAGUGUUCUCAAAGUCGUCGAACCAGUUCAGAUGACUCGCGAUAUUUAUCUCAAAUCCGUCGUUCCAAUCGGUUUGCUUUACUCUCUCAGUUUAUGGCUUUCCAAUUCCGCUUACAUUUAUCUCUCUGUUUCUUUCAUUCAAAUGCUCAAAGCUUUAAUGCCUGUCGCCGUUUACUCCAUCGGCGUUUUGUUAAAAAAAAAGACGGGUUUAAAGGCAAUACCAUGA